UUUCUUUUGAACUUGGUCUAUUCCUUGGGUACCUAGAAAGGUGCUUGAAAGCACCAAGAGUGGGUUGCACAAGUGGUUUUGGGGGAAGAGAGCAUGCCACCUCUCCAGAGUCAAAUGUGGCAUUGUACAGUUCAUGCAAAAUGGGAGCUUACCGUCUCAGAGGGUGGAGAAAUUCAUAAAGCUUCCAUGUAGGUGGCAGUGUCUUUCUUCAGACUGUGCAAUCCCCAUAGCCUACCUGCCAUGCUAUCUAAUCCAUGGCAGCUCUCGAUGUUGCAGAAAAUGAAAGAGUGCUUGAACUGUUGUUUCUCCUUCUGCCACUUUUUCAAAACUUGCCUGUGUCCUGGAAAGCAGUGGUAUUUUGCGCCUGCAGUUUCAUUUUCACACUUCUUUCCAGAAGGUAUUGAGGAGGCUGCCCAGUCUACACAGCAAAGGCAGUACUAAGCAUUGUCCCUCAGUAAGGCCAGGGACAUGGUUUAAAAAGCAGCCGUGGAGAGUCAUGUGUGCUUUAGUGCUCCAUACAGACCUGUUACUAAGACACUUUGAGGAGAGUUGUCAAAGCAAUGGGACUCUGGUUGUGGUUCUAAAUGUUGAGUACAUUUUGCUUGUGCAAAGGUCACAGGUUCAGCUGUAUGGAUUCUUGCCAUUGUUAGGAGCUUGGAGGUGUUUUGUUUUGCAUUUUUUUAACCAAUCUCUUGGUAGGCAGCUGCAGUGGCAUUGCUGUUCUCCUCCCUGAAGGGAGGGUGCAGUGCAUGCGCAUUUUGGCAAAGCUGGAGUCAGUGUGCUCACUUUCUUGCUCACUGAACUUGGGUAAAAAUCAACGGACUGUGAGAAAAUUGUCCAGUGACCUUCUACAAGAGUGAGUCGAGUCAUUCUGUUCUAAACAGUUUAGGACUGGACCCUGUAGAGAGCUUAAAAGCCUGUGUUUGCCACUACUCAAUAAAGUGCUGAAGCACAGGUGUUAAGUGUUACUGAAGUCAGCUGCUCUUAAGCAUAUGUCUUAUGUUGUAUGCCACGCUGGAGAAUUAGCCAUCUGACCUGUAAGCGCAGUUACUUCCAGGGCAGUAUGGGCAGUAAAGUCAGUUGCUGUGCAUUAAGGCCUAACCAGUUGCCAGCUGGAAUCGGGAAGAAGCUUCUUGUUUGAUGUAAUGUCUUGCAGAGUUAGCAGCUCGUAACGUUGGCAGAGGGGAGUGUUAGUUGCUUUCAAAGUGCUUUGUAGGCCUGUGUACUUGCUGCCAGGCAUUUUGGUAGAAGAACUGUUACUCCACUUCUUUGGAUUUAGAAAUCUAACUUUCUGGGUGGGCGGGAGGCAGGAAGAAAGCUGCUGGUUUCAGUGUUCAUUGCAUAUCAUGCACCUGAUCUUUUCUUCUUUCCGCAGAACUACAUGGAAGGGGCUGUCAGCCCGUCAGUGGUGGAGGUUUUCAUCUCAACACUUAAUACCCUCUUUACAGUGCUGCCAAACAUGCAGAAUAAGUUCUCCAAAAAGCUGGCAUCCUCCUCCUUCAUCCGACUGACACUGGAGCUGAAGGCCAGAUUUUGCUCUGUACAAAGUAAUCCUGCCUUGAAUCAGGCUUGUUCCAGCUUCCUCUGCAGCUUGUGCCUGAGCCUUUACUCUGCCACAGAGGAGAGAACUUCUUCUCAGGACGGCAAGUUUGGGGAAAGACACAAAUUGCUUCAUUUAGUUUGAGGCCCUGCUACCCUCUAUUUAGGCAAUAGGUGUAAUAACAACAACAACAAUAAUAAUAAUAAAAAAUACAAAGGAGGAGGGAAGGGAGGACACAUAUAAGCUCUAUUUAGAGAUACUUUUUUUUUCCCCCAGCUUUUUUUUUAAGCUGGUCCAGCAAGGGGAUAACAGUCAGAGAACACCUUUUGAAGAGUUUGGAACCCUACCUGAAAGAAUGCGUUUCAUCUGCCUAUGGUUUUGUUUUCAUGAUGACGUUUAUUAGCACAACUGUGCAUGGCUUAAUUGAAACAAUAUUACUUGCCACAUAGUCACCCAUAUCUGCAGAUUAAGGUCAUUUUUUCCUCUGGUAUACUCUGUAAAGCUUUUCCUGUCUAUACGGUAACUUUCUGUAACAGGUAAGUCCCAAAUAAAUGAGAUGAAAGUUUCCACAUCACAAAAGCCACUUUUCCCACAGGCAGUGGUUGGUCACCAUACAGGCAGCAUCAGCAAAGAGCUGGGCACCUCAAACAGAAGUGUCUUUUCAUCCUCAAAGCCAGCUCCAUUAAAUCGGGUCUCACACCUCUAUUCAUGCCAAAUCAUAGAAGUGUGCUUGCUGUAUGCAGGCUGUGGGGUAGUAGGUUGGCUUUGAUAUUUCUUACAUCAGGAGCUUCCCUAAUUUAACGUGCUUGAGUUAGGGCAGGCAGAUGCUUCCAUCCCCCUAUGCCACUCUGCUUCAUCGCAGACAUUCCUCAUCACUGCCUGCCUGCUCAUAUUAGUUUUAU
Messenger RNA from Harpia harpyja (harpy eagle), 2442 nucleotides. Its product is annotated as meiosis inhibitor protein 1-like. The transcript has 3 exons. Gene Ontology annotation, biological process: meiosis I. NCBI's taxonomy places the organism in Eukaryota, Metazoa, Chordata, Aves, Accipitriformes, Accipitridae. The record is from RefSeq and is a predicted model, not a curated record. The coding region runs from base 1382 to 1684 and encodes 100 amino acids.